CAACGGCGAGGAUUGCUGCCCCCCCUUCUUCCCCGUCCGCUUGCCCGGAUCACCGACCCAGCUCCGCUCCGCUGUUCAUCCCCACCUCCUCCUCGCCGUCGUCCCCUUCCCCUCGCUUCGUCUCCACUUCUCACGCUCACGCACACGGCCAUGAACCCUACUAUGCCUCCGCCCCCGCCCCGAAACCCUAACCCCUCCUCCUCCUCCAUGCCGCCUCCGCCGCCCCCCAAACCCUCACCGCCCGUCCCGUCGGCGCAGCCGGAGGCUGAGGACGAGCCGAGGCCUGAUGCCUCGAUGGACGAGGCGGACGGGAGUGCUAAACUGAGCUUCUCCUCCUCUAUGCCGCCUCCACCGCCACCAAGACCCUCGCCGCAGCCCGAGGCGGAGGCAGCGUCGGAGUCUGAAUCGUCGGCCGACGGGAGCGCUAACCCCAGCCAUAGCGACUCGUCGGCAGGGGAGGAAAGGAACCCCGGUGGCGACACCGAGAUGGCCGAGGCGGCGCCGCCAGAGCAGCGGCAGCAGCCGCGGCCGCGCGUACCAUACGCCAUCCCCGACUGGAGCGCCGCCCCGGAACACCCCUUCUUCCUCGAGGUGCUCAAGGAAGGCCUCAUCCACGAGAACCUUGACGUGUCCAAGAAAGGAGCUUACAUGUUUGGCCGAAUUGAUCUGUGCGAUUUCGUGCUGGAGCAUCCCACCAUUUCCCGUUUUCAUGCAGUUCUGCAGUUUAGAAAUGACGGGCAGGUUUUCCUUUACGAUCUUGGAAGCACACAUGGUUCUUCCAUCAACAAAACUCAGGUCAAGAAGAAGAUGUACACACCGAUUCAUGUUGGAGAUGUAAUUCGAUUUGGGCAAUCAUCACGUUUGUACAUUUUUCAAGGACCAUCUGAGCUAAUGCCUCCAGAAAAGGAUAUGCAGAAACUCCGUGAUGCUAAGAUUCGGCAAAAUAUGCUUGAUCGUGAAGCUUCCCUUUUACGAGCGAAAACUCAAGCAGUUUUAGCAGAUGGGAUCUCAUGGGGUAUGUCUGAGGAUGCACCUGAAGAAGACGGGGAGGAUGAGGCAGAUGAGAUCACGUGGCAAACCUACAAAGGUCAGCUUACGGACAGACAGGAAAAGACACGCAGCAAAUUAAUAAAGCGAAUGGAAAAGGUUGCCAACAUGAAGAAAGAGAUCGAUGCAAUACGAGUCAAGGACAUUUCUCAAGGUGGGUUAACCCAAGGUCAGCAAACACAGAUUGCACGAAAUGAGCAAAGGAUAUCUCAGAUCAUGGAGGAGCUAGAAAAUCUAGAAGAAACAUUAAAUGACAGUAUACAAGAAAGUCUUGGUGCACGUGCUGGAAAACCAAAACGUGGUAGCCAUAAAGCAAGUCUCGAGGAAGAAGAUGACGUUAUUAGUGACGACGAUGAAUUUUUUGACCGGACAAAGAAGAAAUCAUCUAAUCCUCAAUCUAGCGGGCAACAAUCAGUUGAGACUGCUGAUAGUCUCCUUGAUAAAAAGGAUUUCAUCAACAAUGAUAUUGAAGGUAAAAAGAAGUUGCUUGAAGAAGAGAAGAUUAAGCUGGCUCAGAGAGAUAAUGCAGAUCUUGGGGAUGACCUUGAUGCUUACAUGAGUGGAUUGUCAUCUCAAUUAGUACACGAUAAUAUUGCCACAAUUCAAAAGGAGCUUUCUGAUCUUCAAGCUGAACUGGACAAAGUAGUUUACCUACUGAAGGUAGCUGAUCCUAUGGGAGAAGCAGCUCGCAAGAGGGAUUUAAAGCCAAGAGAAGGAAACCCUCAAGCAUCUAAUGAUAAUCCUAGACCAGAAUCCAAAAAACAGGACAAAAUUGCCCAAGACAAAACCUCAACGGAGGAGAACUUGAAGGAUUCUUUUUCUACCAAAACAGAAGCGGAUAAACCUGCUGAGGUAGAAACAGAUGUCCCCCCAAACCAAGAAAAUGCCAGCAAACCUGCAUUCACCAUACCAAAACCUCAGUGGCUUGGCGACAAGAGAAUCAUAGAACCUGAAGAAAAUUGUAUAAAAGAAGGAAACACGAAUGCUGAGGAGCCUGAUGAUUUUGUGGACUACAAAGAUCGGAAAACUAUUCUUUCUAAUUCAGCCAAUGAAAAGGAUAUUGAAGGGGCUGCUCCUGGGCUUAUCUUACGGAAGAGAAAGUCUGCUGAUCAGUCAGCUGGCGUUGAAGCAGAAUCUUCUUCGGUUGAAUCCGAAGCAUCAGCAGCUGAUGCGGUGGCCCUUCUGCUGAAGCACACACGUGGUUUACAACCUGCAGAAGACAUUGAGAACAAGAAUGAACCACAGACUAGCAAGAGAAAAGGGAAAAAGUCGAAACAAAAACGUGUACUGGGUCCUGCAAGACCAGAUUUUCUUGAAGCUGGUCCAGAUCAUGAAACAUGGGUGCCACCUCAAGGUCAAACUGGUGAUGGGCGCACUUCAUUGAAUGAUCGUUUGGGUUAUUGACGUUUUCUCAUCCUAGACUUCACCUGUCACAUCACAAAGAGAAACAUAGUAGUGAUCACCUGUGCUACUGUAAUUGGAUUGUGAAAACGUGUUCAGAAUCAUCAGAUGGUAUCAAGCCUCUUGGGUAGGUGCUUGCGGUAUACUGGGACGACACUGGAGUAGAGGCUGACUGACUUAGAUUGUCAAAUUGUGGUUACUGAUCAGAGCAUCAAAGGCACAUAGACGACAAUCAUUUUGUUGAGCUUUCAGGACUUUUGUUUGUCGUCACUAGGAUUGGUCACUAGGAUUGUAGAAGAGAAUGUAUAUCACCCUGUCAAGGUUUCAGAAAUGGAUGAGGGUGUUGUAAGGUUUUGCUGCUUCUCCGGUAGCAGCCUUUGUCUUGCAGUGUGGAUUAAUCCUGAACUUUUGUACUUUCUCGGUUAAGCAAAAAAGGUCACGCGUUAAAAGGAA
This is a messenger RNA of Triticum dicoccoides, 2901 nucleotides long. Its product is annotated as kanadaptin-like. NCBI's taxonomy places the organism in Eukaryota, Viridiplantae, Streptophyta, Magnoliopsida, Poales, Poaceae. The transcript has 12 exons. Bases 151 to 2451 code for a protein of 766 amino acids. The record is from RefSeq and is a predicted model, not a curated record. Gene Ontology annotation, molecular function: protein binding.